GGGCUGCCGGGCUGGGCCCAGAGCGGGGCAUUCGGAGGAGCUGCAGAAUCAAUCAUCCGAGAACCUUGGAGGGUGGAAGGUGCCCCUUUUCCAGAUGAGAAAACUGAGGCUCGCAGGGGAGAAGCAGCUGCCUCUGGCGGCGUGGCUUCUGGCUGCAGGAUGCUCGUGGAGUUGGUGGUGACCCUAGGCCUGUGUCUCCAUCUCCUUUGCUGAACUGGAACAGGAAGAUGGCAGUGGGGGUCAGUGGUCUAGAAGGAGAUAAGAUGGCUGGUGCCAUGCCUCUGCAACUCCUCCUGCUGCUUAUCCUACUGGGUCCUGGCAGCAGCUUGCAGCUGUGGGACACCUGGGCAGAUGAAGCCGAGAAAGCCUUGGGUCCCCUGCUUGCCCGGAACCGGAGACAGGCCACUGAAUAUGAGUACCCGGAUUAUGAUUUCCUGCCAGAAACGGAGCCUCCAGAAAUACUGAGCAACAUCACCAACACCACUCCUCUGACUGGGCCUGGAACCCCUGAGUCUACCACAGUGGGGCCUGCUGCAAGGCAUUCUACUGGCCUGGAUACAGGAGGGUCAGUCACAGAGCUGACCACGGAGCUGGCCAACAUGGGGACCCUGUCCAUGGAUUCAGCAGCUAUGGAGGUACAGACCACUCACCCAGCAGCCACAGAAGCACAGACCACUCAACCAGUGGCCACGGAGGCACAGACCACUCCACUGGCAGCCACAGAGGCACCGACAACUCAACUGGUGGCCACAGAGGCACAGACCACUCCACUGGCAGCCACAGAGGCACAGACCACUCCACCAGCAGCCACGGAGGCAGAGAGUGCUCCACCGGCAGCCACAGAGGUACAGACCACUCAACCCAUAGCCACAGAGGCACAGACCACUCAACCCAUAGCCACAGAGGCACAGACCACUGCACCAGCAGCCACAGAGGCACACACCACUCCUCCGGCAACCACAGAGGCACAGACCACUCAACCCAUAGCCACAGAGGCACAGACCACUCCACUGGCAGCCACAGAGGCCCUGUCCACAGAAUCCAAUGCCAUGGAGGCCCUGUCCAUAGAACCCAAUGCCACAGAGGCCCUGUCCAUGGAACCUACUACCAAAAGGGGUCUGUUCAUACCCUUUUCUGUGUCCUCUGUUACUCACAAGGGCAUUCCCAUGGCAGCCAGCAAUUUGUCCAUCAACCACCCAGUGGGGUCCCCAGACCACAUCUCUGUGAAGCAGUGCCUGCUGGCCAUCCUAAUCUUGGCGCUGGUGGCCACUAUCUUCCUCGUGUGCACUGUGGUGCUGGCAGUCCGCCUCUCCCGCAAGGGCCACAUGUACCCCGUGCGUAAUUACUCCCCCACCGAGAUGGUCUGCAUCUCGUCCCUGUUGCCUGAUGGGGGUGAGGGGUCCUCCGCCACAGCCAAUGGGGGCCUGCCCAAGGCCAAGAGCCAGGGCCUGACGCCAGAGCCCGGGGAGGACCGUGACGGGGAUGACCUCACCCUGCACAGCUUCCUCCCUUAGCUCCCUCUGCCAUCUGUUUUGGCAAUACUCCAGCCUCCACGGUCCCUCCUGGGUCUCCCCUGAGUGCCCAGACCUCAUUCCACAGCUCUGGGCUUCCUUGGAGACCCCUGGGGAUGGGGGAUCUUCAGGGAAGGAAUCCUGGCCACCCAAACAGGACAAAAGCAGCCUGGGGCCAAGCAGACUGGCAAGUGGAGCCACCUCUUUCCUCCCUCCUCGAAUGAAGCCCAGUCACAUUCCAGCCACAUUUCAGCCAAGGUCCAGGGAAGGAGGCCAUUUACUUGAGAGAGAUUCUCUCCUUUUUCCUGACCCCCAUCUUAUCUGGGUCCCUCUAACGUCUCCCAUGGCUCUCCCUGCUUCUCCUGGUCACUGGAGUCUCCUCCCCACCUACCCAAGGAAGACAGAGUUCCCCCACCCCACAUGCACCGCCAUUGUCUUCUGGUUGCCAUGGUCACCAAACAGGAAGUGGACAUUCUAAAGGAGGAGUACUGAAGAGUGACAGACUCCUGAGGCUGUUUCCUGCUACUCCUCUGACUUGGGGCAGCUUGGGACUUCUUGGGCACCUUUCUGGGAAAACCCAGGGUGAGGCUCAGCCUGUGAGGGCUGGGAUGGGUUUCGUGGGCCCAAGGGCAGACCUUUCUUUGGGACUGUGUGGACCAAGAAGCUUCCCUCUAGAGACAAGUAACCCCCCAGCCGUCCUCUCUUGCCUUCCCCUGUGGCCACUUUCCAGGGUGGACUCUGGUUCACUGCAGUAUCCCAACUGCAGGCACACUGCUGGCAAUAAAUGUGUGAUGGACAAACCAUA
Messenger RNA from Piliocolobus tephrosceles (Ugandan red Colobus), 2316 nucleotides. RefSeq names its product selectin P ligand (gene SELPLG). The record is from RefSeq and is a predicted model, not a curated record. Gene Ontology annotation, biological process: leukocyte tethering or rolling. The transcript is spliced from 2 exons. Lineage: Eukaryota; Metazoa; Chordata; Mammalia; Primates; Cercopithecidae. Bases 228 to 1514 code for a protein of 428 amino acids. Gene Ontology annotation, cellular component: plasma membrane.